Molecule: messenger RNA, 1520 nt
Organism: Pocillopora verrucosa
Lineage: Eukaryota; Metazoa; Cnidaria; Anthozoa; Scleractinia; Pocilloporidae
Source: RefSeq, a predicted model, not a curated record
UUGUUUGCAUGUGACAAGCUAUCAGAUGGAACGUACGAGUCUAGGAAUGCAAGGCAAAUUCCAGCUUAGGUUAAUGCUGUAAAACGCCGGUUAAAAGAAAAGAUCUUUAAUUGGCGAAAGUUGUUAUACCAUGGUAUUAAUGUGGUUAAUUAACCCAGAACUUGGAUACAACUUGGCGAUUUGAGCAUGAGAGAGAAAAAUCCGAAAAACAUUACUAUGGAAAUCAGGCUAGUCCAAGAUUUUAGUCUGCCUCUGCGUCACUUUUGAGGAGAUCUGUACCCUGAUUUUGACAUGGAAAGUUUUAAACCAUCUAAAUUUCCAUUCGCCAAUCGUCUGAAUUGUCGGCAAUGGCGAAGCGACACAGACUUGCAAUCAUCGCUUCCUCCGAUCCAAAACCGCAUUGAGGAAACGAAAUCAAAGCAGCUAAAUAGCAGCGGAAUACGUCCGAGUCGACCUGGAACUCCCAACGUGUGUAGGGCACAAACAUUGUUUUCUUGCGGUAAAACAUCCAGGCUAUCGCCAAGGACCUCCCCAAAACGACUCUCCCUGUCACUUGAUUUGAGACCAGUUAUAGAAGGAACUUGUUUAAGACGGCACAGUGGUGGCUUAGUGGAUAGCUCCACUAACGAUGAGUGGAGCCCUCGGCCGUGUGUUCGAAGCCUUCCUCCCAGCCCGGCGUUACAGCGAAGCCUCCAUCGUUCCUUGCGACACGUGUCGACUGAUUCCGAACAGGUUGAUGACAAGUUUAAAGAUGAUCGAAUAUUGAAUUGGAUUCGUGAUGUUUCGGGGAAGACUUUUGAUCAAAAUAGUAACAUUGACGACGAUGACGAAGAAGUAUUUAAUAGUUCUUAUGAAGCUAAGACUACAGAGGACCCUUGUGUUACUGGUCUUCCCGUCAUUCAAGAAGGGCAAAAGGUUUAAAUGAGAAAACCACAGGAAACACACUUCAGUCUAUCAUUUUUUUAUCUCUAAAUACAGAUUGGUUGCACGAAAGACAAAAGUCUCCCUUGGAGGAUGUUGCUUAAAGAGGGCUUGUUUGUCUGCAAUCCACUGUUGCGUAAUUUUUAGUGCGAUAACAGGAUUGUAUUUUAUGUAGUUUAUGCGCCUGAAAUAAGAUCACGACGCCAGCUACAAGAGUUGAAAUACAUUCAAUCUGCACAACCAAGUUCAGCACUACUUGAACUUCAUACAUGCUUGACCAGUCCCGGCAGACAUAUUAAAUAAUCAAUUCACAUCUUGCCUACCGUAAACCAAACCAUGAGUUACAAAGUCCAAUUUCACAGGAGUUGUCAUGAAAGAGUCCAAAAUGUUCAAGGCAUGACCCAAUACUUUAAAAAUGACCCAGAGUGUACUGAGGGCCUUUUUCCGUCUUAUCUGAAUAUCAAAAUACUGACGAGGAUAAAUAAAGACGAGUUGUAAUAAAGAGAACUUUUGUUUCAAUUCAGGAGGUCGAUAAGGUUGAAUUUUGGAGUAACAUGGAAACGUUAAUUUAAUUGAGAUUUAAAAAAAAAAGAAAGAAA